UCUGGGUUCAAAGGUCGGGAGUUGUUUACCGUCCGACCUCGGAGUGGGGGGAGAAAAGAAGAGAAGAGAAGAUGGCUCUUAGACCGUUAGGGAGACAGUUAAGUCGCUCAGGUCUUCUCUGGAAAGCCGCCUCCCAGCCUAAGAGUCUAAGGAACCUCUCCCAAGGCCUGCAAAAUGCAGGGAACGGCCGAAGAAGGCUCUAUUUUCUGGUGGGCGUCGGCUCGUGCGCGGUAGGUACAGUAUGGUGGUUUAGAAAAGCCCGAGAAGAAGGUGAAGGCGGAGUUCUGCCCGUGGCGAGGGCCGGAGGGAGCGAGAAAGUGGAGGAAAAGCCGGUGAAGGUGUCCGGUAGAGAGCUGCGAUACAAGUCGUUUGCUUCCUACGUCUACAAGGGAGAGCCGUACAUGAGUGCACGUGACUUUCUGGAUUCUCUCAUCAGAGAUGGACCGAGAUCGGUGGAUAAAGAGGUCAUAGACGACAAGAUAUUGGACAAGAUGCUGUGGGGUACUCCGGGCAGGAGAAAAGGCUCAGACCAUCUCUUCAAGGACAUGUGGAAUAGCAGUGUUCUGAGCUACGGUGACUACCUCUUUCUGCUGACAGCUCUCAUCAAGACAAGGAGGCAGUUUGAAAUAGCAUUCAGGAUGUACGAUGUGGACAACAGUGACUUCAUAGACCACGAAGAAUUCUCACGCGUGGAGAAGAGUGUCACUGCUCAGAGAGACAAUGCCAUGAUAGAGCAGAAGAGGCUGGCCAAGAGCUCCCUCUCUGUCCACUUCUUUGGCUACAGAGGCAACCAGAGACUCUUCUCCAGAGAUUUCUUCAAAUUUCUGGAGGACCUUCAGUCUGAAGUCAGGCGAAUGGAGUUUGACCAGUACUCUGGCAGCAGUCCCACCAUGUCAGAGGAGGACUUUGCUCGAGUUCUCCUGAGGCACACCACGUGGGACCUCGACCCCGUCUUCAAGAGACUGCGCGGGAGACCGCCAUCUCUUGUUAGUUACUGUCACUAUUACAGUAGAGCAUAAUGGGGAGAAAACAGUUCUUUUGCUGCAAAAACGUCUGAGUAAGGGACACCUUGAGAAAAUUUAACGUGUCCUUUAUUCAGGUCAUUUUAUUCAGAUGGGGUAUACUAUGGUAGGGGGCAGAACAAUGUGUCCUUUAUAGGGGGUGUUCUUUAUUUGGAGGUCCUUUUCGGAGUUUUCAGUUUUAACCUCCGGAUAAAAGAACCAUGUGUCCUGGUUUGACUUUUAUUUUCACUCUCUCCUCAUGUCGUCCCUUUCCCUCUUCCUCCCUGGCCUCACCAUCUCCACUCCCGUGCAGGGAAUCUCAUUCCAACAGUUCAAUGACUUUUGCCAGCUGCUCAACUCGCUCGAGGACUUCUCCGUUGCCAUGACAAUGUACACCAUCGCCGGGCAACCGGUCUCCGAGGAGGAAUUUGGACGAGCCGCGCACAUCUGUCUGGGGAAGCCCCUGGAUCCGAACCUCGUUAGCACCGUGUUUGAAAUCUUUGACAAAGACGGUGACCAUAAACUGAGCUAUAGGGAGUUCAUAGCGGUCAUGAAAGGAUGGAAACUCAGAGGAUACAAGAUGAGAGAGAAGAAGCAGCUGGGAGGUCCACUAGAAGAGUUCAAGGCUUGUGUCAAGAUGGAAAUGAGAGACAAAUAGCGUUUCAAUGUACACUAUGAUAAUGAGCAAUUUCUUGGUGAUUGUCAAAUAUUAUUCUUUCUGCAGCAGAUAUUUUGAUGAUGAGCUCUGGGUACACCUAAUGCAGCAAACCGAUAAUAGUAUUACAUAU
This is a messenger RNA of Geodia barretti, 1789 nucleotides long. Lineage: Eukaryota; Metazoa; Porifera; Demospongiae; Tetractinellida; Geodiidae. The record is from the annotation of a GenBank genome assembly.